Molecule: messenger RNA, 1254 nt
Organism: Lotus japonicus
Lineage: Eukaryota; Viridiplantae; Streptophyta; Magnoliopsida; Fabales; Fabaceae
Exons: 9
Coding region: 182-1039 (285 amino acids)
Source: RefSeq, a predicted model, not a curated record
AAUACGAACGCGAUUCUCUAUUCCGUUGUUCAACGUUCUCUUGUUCUUGUUCUAUUUAAACUGGUCUCUUCCCUCUAUAUUCUCCAUUCUCUGUUCUGUGAUCUUCAAUCUUCAUCUUUCUCUCUCGCUUUCGCUUUCGCUUUCGCUCACCACAUACAGUACCUACAAAGCUCGAGUUGCAAUGGAAAACGGGCAAGUUUCAAACCCAAAAUAUGAUUGUCUUUUAUUUGAUCUCGAUGAUACCCUUUAUCCCUUGAGUUCUGGAAUAUCAGCGCAGAUAGCAAAAAAUAUUCAAGAGUACAUGCUUCAAAAACUUGGGGUAGAGCCUGCUAAAGUUUCCGAAUUGAACUUUUCAUUAUACAAGACCUAUGGGACAACAAUGGCUGGUCUAAGGGCAAUUGGUUAUGACAUUGACUAUGAUGACUUUCAUAGUUCUGUUCAUGGGAGGUUGCCGUAUAAAAGUCUACUGAAGCCGGAUCAUGUUCUCAGGGGCAUUUUGCUAAGCCUUCCUGUUAGAAAAAUUAUUUUUACCAAUGCAGACACUGCUCAUGCAGUGAGAGCGCUUCGAAGCCUUGGACUGGAGGACUGCUUUGAAAGAAUUAUAAGCUUUGACACUCUGAAUUCCUUCAACAACAUCACUCCGAAUGAUGGCAAAGAUUGCAGUGAAAUGAAACCAGUCACUGCAGAAAUUUUUGAUUUUUGCGAGUACACGAGAGGGACUGAUUAUGAUAAGGUGCUUCCUAGGACACCAGUUGUCUGUAAACCCUUUGAAGAUGCAUUUGAAAAGGCUUUCCAGUUGGCUGACAUUGACCCUCAGAGAACAUUGUUCUUUGAGGACAGUAUCCGCAAUUUACAGACAGCCAAGCGCUUGGGCCUCCACACAGUCGCGGUGGGUACAUCUGUUCGUAGUACUGGAGUGGAUCAUGCAUUAGAGAGUAUCCAUAAUAUCAGGGAGGCAUUUCCAGAGCUAUGGGAGGUUGAUGAGAAGCGUGAAAUUGUCAAGUAUAAAGUUGCAGUUGAAACAACAGUGGAAGCAUAGCUUAGAGGUUUAACCCUUCAGAAUUGUUGUUGGUGUUUUGUAUUGUGUUGGCACCUAAUUAAUGUAAUUGUUAUUUAAAUUUGAUAUGUUUAGAUAAGAAUCUUAAUUUAAUUUUGUUUUUCUCAAAAAUAACAAUGUACCAUAGCUUGAAAGCAAUUCAAGAUCUGUAUUCAUCUUUAGUUGUUAAUAAUUCAAAGUGCGGUUAAAUUUCCUCA